UCCAUGGAGGAAGGUGAAGAGAAAGAGAAGGAAAGAUGGGCUCAAAGGAGGAGCAUCAUGACAUUGUCAUAGUGGGUGGAGGAAUCUGUGGUCUUGCCACUGCCUUAGCUCUUCACCGGAAAGGAAUAAACAGUCUCGUUCUAGAGAAAUUCGACACCCUACGGGCUUCAGGGGCAGCAAUUGGUGUUUACAUCAAUGGUUGGCAUGCACUUGACCAACUUGGGGUUGGUAUGGAAUUACGCAGAAAAGCUAUACCUCUAACAGAGAUACGAGAUACGUGGCUCCACAAGAACAAGAUGCAAGUAACUUCAUGCAG
This is a messenger RNA of Elaeis guineensis (African oil palm), 316 nucleotides long. The record is from RefSeq and is a predicted model, not a curated record. Lineage: Eukaryota; Viridiplantae; Streptophyta; Magnoliopsida; Arecales; Arecaceae.